Messenger RNA from Cooperia oncophora, 651 nucleotides. NCBI's taxonomy places the organism in Eukaryota, Metazoa, Nematoda, Chromadorea, Rhabditida, Trichostrongylidae. The record is from the annotation of a GenBank genome assembly.
AUGCUUAUAUUAAUGACAGUAUACCCGGCAUUCAUUGCGCCCUUAUUUGACAAGUACAUUCCUCUUCCUGAAGGAGAGUUGAAGGUGGCUAUAGAAAAACUAGCGGCUUCACAGAAGUUCCCUCUUACGAAGUUGUAUGUUGUCUACGGUUCGAAACGUUCCGCUCACAGUAACGCCUACAUGUAUGGUUUCUGGAAUAGUAAACGAAUUGUACUUUAUGACACACUUCUAAGUGGAGAAGAGAAGGAAAAAGUGAUGGCGCAGUGUGCAGAAGCUGCAGCGGAAAUGACAGACAAGGAUAAGGCUCGUGGAAUGACUAACGAUGAAGUGGUUGGUGUGCUUGGGCAUGAACUCGGCCACUGGGCUCUUUGGCACUCCAUUAUCAAUUUAGUUAUUGCCGAAAUAAACAUAUUCUUUAUGCUAGCAGUGUUUGCCUAUUUCUACCGAUGGGAACUCCUAUACAAGGCAUUCGGAUUCCACACGACACCAAUAAUUGUCGGUCUGAUCCUGUAUUUGCCAGUUCGUUUGGACUUUUACCAUCAACGUAGGUUACCGACGUGGCUAUGUCAAUUUACUCGCGCCGCUGUGAAUUUGCAGCUGAUGAAUAUUCAGUUAAACUGGGACAUGCUGAUGCCCUCAUCAGCGCCCUAG